Cooperia oncophora is the source of this 1185-nucleotide messenger RNA. Lineage: Eukaryota; Metazoa; Nematoda; Chromadorea; Rhabditida; Trichostrongylidae. The record is from the annotation of a GenBank genome assembly.
AUGGCUCCGAAGAAAUGUAAAUGCAACGGGAAUGUGGAAGCGCCUCCUUGGCUGGAAACAAUGUUCAAGCGAUGGGACGACUACCUUUCCAGGUUUGACCGCUUGUACGACUUAUUGUUCGCUAUGCAAGAAUCUCAAAACGCAAUCCUUAGAAAGAUUGAAAUGCUUGAAAAUCGAUUCCAAAACGAUAGAUCUACCAAUGAGUUUUCUCGUAGCGAGCUGUAUAGUACAUUAGUCAAAUUUAAUGCUGACUCAAGAAAUGUUGCCGACAAACAGUGCAAGAUCGUGUGGUAUGGCAUCGAUGAAGGCAAAGACGAGGCUGAAACUUCGGCCUUUGACAGAGAAGCCUUGAACGAGGUUGUUAAUUCUUCUUGUGAUGAUGAACUGGUCAAAGAAUGGAGAUCAGACAAUAGGUGCAAAAUUUUGUUAACGGGAGAUUUCAAUUUCCCCUAUAUAGAAUGGAGUUCUCUCAGACAUCGUGGCGGCCUACACACACCAUCUUCGUCAGCUUUCCUUGACUUCACCACCGCUUUCAAUCUCCAACAAGUAGUUAAUAGACCUACUCUUGGUUCGAACACUCUUGAUAUUGUAUUAGUUUCGGAUAUUGAUAUGAUUGAUUCAACCUCAUUGUUACCCCCCUUCAGUACCUCUGACCAUUGCUGUAUUACAAUACAACUAUCUCAGUCUACGCGUAUCCACUCCGAUCCCUUCGUCCCUCAUCUAAUUUUUGCCCGGGCGGACUUUGAUAGCAUAAUUCAACACUUGCUCAGCAUCGACUGGGUACCGCUUAUCAAUUAUUGCACGGUGAACGAGGCCUACUCUCGGUUUGUCGCCACAUGUCAGUCCCUGAUCCAUAAGUAUGUUCCAAAAUCUCGAUCCGAAACUAAACGUAUAUUCUCUACUAAGAAAAUACAACGUUUGAGAGCAAAAGUGGAUUACUAUCAUGCGAACAUAGAGCGUUUCGGACGCUCCAAAUUUGCUAAAUAUGCUCAGAAACUCAGACGUGAAACAUUUCGCUUAGCAGUUGCUGAAGAAGAAAAAUUGGCAAAGGCUAAGAACUUGAGGCAUUUCUUCAGUUACUGCAACAAAAGGCUACAAGUAUCUGAGGAAAUCCCCGAUCUUGUUACUAGCGAAAGCAAUGAUAGACCGGCACGAAAAGUUCACAUGGUUUCAAAGUUGCUUUGA